CACGAAAAAUGAGCAAUUUUAAAAAAUGAUCAUUUAUAUUUCGUGUAAAAAUGAAUCGCCGGACGACAGUUACGUGUUACGUCGCUCUGCCUCGGUCCUCAUCUCUCUCAGUGCCAUCUCCGUCGGAGUACCUCGCCAAUCCGAAGGCCAACAGGGGAAACCGGCACUUCCCCCUCCGGGUCGUCAGCGAUCGGGCCCUCCUGGUCGUGCUCUUUUGGCUUCCGCGGCCGGUCUGAAGCGGCGAUCUCUUGUUCUCCAGAGCAGCAGUAGGGGAGGAGGAUUUGGAGGCCAUUGUCGGACGAGCUUCCCGCAGAAGAUGCCAUGCGGAUCGUCGGAGCGGAGGUCGGAGAAGGGACGAGAGUCCACAAUCGACGAGAUCGAAGAUGUCGUCGUUAUAGGAGCACGAGGACGACGACGACGACGGGGAUGUGGAGGCGUCGUCGUCGGCGAAGGAGAGGUUGCAGAGCGAGAGCGCGUCUCCGUCGUCGUCGUCGAAGGGAACUUGCGCCGGAUCGGUGUCGACGGGCUCUUCCUUCCGCGGUGGUCGGACGAAUUUGGCGGAUUUUCAGAAAGAAAAAGGGGAGAGGGAAGUGUGAUUGUUUUUUGGUUGGAGAGAGAGAGAGAGAGAGAGAGAGAAAGGGGAAGGAGCGAGAGAAGAUGGAGGGGGGGGAUGUCUGAUUUAUAG
Rhodamnia argentea is the source of this 685-nucleotide messenger RNA. RefSeq lists its product as uncharacterized. The record is from RefSeq and is a predicted model, not a curated record. The transcript is spliced from 2 exons. NCBI's taxonomy places the organism in Eukaryota, Viridiplantae, Streptophyta, Magnoliopsida, Myrtales, Myrtaceae. Bases 26 to 685 code for a protein of 219 amino acids.